UCUUCUUGUGUACUCAUCCCCCCUGCUCUCUCCACACUCGACACCAACAGCAGCAGCAAGCAGCUCUCGCAGCGGAUCUGCUCUUCUGCUGCUCCCUCUGCUUCCUCGUGCUACACGGUCUUCGUCCUCGCUUCCUCCACGCUUCCUCGCGCUCUCUCCAGUCUAUCGUCGAUAUGGCUGACUCUGAGGAUGUGUCGCCUUUGGUGUGCGACAACGGAUCUGGAAUGGUCAAGGCUGGUUUCGCUGGAGACGAUGCUCCCCGUGCAGUGUUCCCCAGUAUUGUCGGAAGACCUCGCCACACCGGAGUCAUGGUUGGUAUGGGACAGAAGGAUGCAUAUGUCGGAGAUGAGGCCCAGUCCAAGCGUGGUAUCCUGACUUUGAAGUAUCCAAUUGAACACGGUAUCGUAACUAACUGGGAUGAUAUGGAAAAGAUCUGGCAUCACACCUUCUACAACGAGUUGCGAGUUGCACCUGAAGAGCACCCGGUCCUUCUGACUGAAGCACCGUUGAACCCUAAGGCUAAUCGUGAGAAGAUGACCCAAAUUAUGUUCGAGACCUUUAACGUCCCCGCGAUGUACGUGGCCAUCCAGGCUGUGCUGUCUUUGUACGCCAGUGGUCGUACUACCGGUAUUGUUUUGGAUUCUGGUGAUGGUGUCACUCACACCGUCCCAAUUUACGAAGGUUACUCUCUUCCCCACGCCAUCCUGAGGUUGGAUCUUGCCGGACGUGAUCUUACCGACGCUUUGAUGAAGAUCUUGACCGAGAGAGGUUACUCUUUCACCACCACCGCAGAGCGUGAAAUUGUGAGAGACAUGAAGGAAAAGCUUGCAUAUGUUGCACUUGACUUCGAGCAAGAGCUUGACACCUCCCGAUCCAGCUCCUCACUGGAAAAGAGCUACGAGCUUCCCGACGGUCAAGUUAUCACCAUUGGUGCCGAAAGAUUCAGGUGCCCAGAGGUUCUGUUCCAACCCUCAUUGAUCGGUAUGGAGGCAUCUGGUAUCCACGAGACCACCUACAAUUCAAUCAUGAAGUGUGACGUGGAUAUCCGUAAGGACUUGUAUGGAAACAUUGUGUUGUCUGGAGGAACGACCAUGUUCCCAGGUAUCGCCGAGCGUAUGACCAGGGAAAUCACCAGCCUUGCUCCCAGCAGCAUGAAGAUUAAGGUUGUUGCACCACCAGAGAGGAAGUACAGCGUCUGGAUCGGAGGAUCUAUCUUGGCUUCUCUCAGCACCUUCCAGCAGAUGUGGAUCGCCAAGGCCGAGUACGAUGAGUCGGGCCCAUCUAUCGUCCACAGGAAAUGUUUCUAGGCGAUUUUUGUGAUAACGGGCAUUUGAAACUCACAUCCCCUUUUUGGGAUUAGAGUAUUCAUAGCUGGAAGUCCCACUUCCAGUGAGUGGUUUGGAUUGCGCUGGCAAUGUCGGGGUGUACUAGCUCUGCAGGUGGUUGGACAUGAGGUUUGUAAAAAUAGCAGACAGGGAUGGCGGUCGAGUGCCAGUGAGUUAAAUUAGGAACAAAAACCGCCGCAUAACACCACAUUCUUACAAGGCCUGGAUUAGGGGUCUCUAAUCUCAUGAAGCUUUGGAUCUCAAUUUUCUCUUUGUAAUGCCUUUUGCUGUAACGCGGUCAUUUGAGCUUGAGCUCAAAUUACAAGUCGUCAUUCUUAUGCCCUGGUUUUUGUGGGGGAUGAUCAACGUGCCUGUUGGAAGAUACAGGAGGAUCUUAUCGUUCGCCCUCGUGGUUAGUGGUUGUAACUGCAAAAAUAUCCGAAGGGACAAAUUCUGUCUACAGUAGUAAAGUGAAUUCAGUUCGCGAAGUUAGUGAGGAGUCAUUGUAGAUAUACCCCAUUGUGGCACGACAGACCACCUAUCUAUAUAUUUCAUGUUAUUCGGGCUUUGCCUUUGUUGCAUUAAAGCACUAUCAUCACAAGGA
Marchantia polymorpha subsp. ruderalis is the source of this 1929-nucleotide messenger RNA. NCBI's taxonomy places the organism in Eukaryota, Viridiplantae, Streptophyta, Marchantiopsida, Marchantiales, Marchantiaceae. The record is from the annotation of a GenBank genome assembly.